Drosophila santomea is the source of this 577-nucleotide messenger RNA. RefSeq lists its product as uncharacterized. The transcript has a single exon. Lineage: Eukaryota; Metazoa; Arthropoda; Insecta; Diptera; Drosophilidae. Bases 361 to 537 code for a protein of 58 amino acids. The record is from RefSeq and is a predicted model, not a curated record.
AGUGUUUCCAUGGGCGAGGGAAUUGCAAUUGCACAACGAAUGACGCCUCUACUAUGUGAUUGUUUUCGCUUCUUUUCGCAGAUGUGUACAUACUCGUAUUCCAUCACGGAAACGUGCAGCGGCAUCGGAAUCGGAAAUGGGGCACGGACACUCGCAAUUACACGGGCACUCCGCCCUUGUCUGUCAACAUAUUAACUUGGUCCGUGCAAUUUCUGAUCCAGCAACUUGCAUUUGCAUUUGCAUCUGCAGCUGCUGAUGCUGAUGCUGAUGAGCUUAUGUCAUCCUCAUUUGGUUCGCCGAUUCGACAAGCCUCCAAUGUGUUUGGUGCCCGAGUUGUGAGUCUCUAUUCCAGUCGAUAGAAUGAUUCCAUCGCUGUGUUCUUCCUUGUGGUGGUCUUGGCUUGUGGUGCUGCUAAUCCUGAUGGAACUGGUGGAGGUGUGGUCCACCUGCUGCACCUGCCCAGCUGCACGAUGCAACAUUCCCCAGUGGCCGUGCUGCAACAAGAACACCAAGUGGUUCAACUUUAUGCUUGGCUAAAAAAUGGGGCUAAUAAAGUGGAAGUGGAGGUGCUUAUGAA